Messenger RNA from Ilyonectria robusta, 768 nucleotides. RefSeq lists its product as uncharacterized. Bases 1 to 768 code for a protein of 255 amino acids. The transcript is spliced from 4 exons. The record is from RefSeq and is a predicted model, not a curated record. Lineage: Eukaryota; Fungi; Ascomycota; Sordariomycetes; Hypocreales; Nectriaceae.
AUGACGCUUACACGAAUCAUCAAUGUUUCAGCAGUGCAGAACCGACUACCGACGACACAGCCUCCAUGCUUCGACAACGGCCCAAUGAGCAGCGGGCCGGAUAUAAUUGCUGCUGGCAGCGCAGAGCAGUCGGCCGACGGCAGCAUUCCGUCUUUGGAUGCCCUCACCAUGCUCGUGCCGCUGCAAUGGCAUCCUGCGAAAGGAAACUCCAGACGAGGAGUCCAGGGCAUGAGUCCAGGGCCUCAUCAGCAUCUCCCUGACAUCCCGGCACUUGGAUAUUGGCAGUGGAGCUCGGCUCAAAAUCCUGCCGUCUCUCUCCCGUCUCCCGCCGUUGGCCUCCCGAGAUUCCCUAGAUCAGAUCUGCGCGGGAGAGGCUGGGAACAACAGCCUGUGGGAGUCACUGAUAAACAGGCGAGAAGUGGAGAAUCAGCAUCUGGAUGGUCUGGCAGUUGGGCGGACUCGCUUCUUUCGAUGCCGGCGUGCCGGACGAGGCCAGGCAAGGGGGUGGCAGAUGGAGCCAAUAUUCAAUAUUCCAGGCUGGCACUGCCCGCUCCAACGCCUGUGCCGCGCCCUACGGAUCGCGACUUGGCCGCUGGCACUUGGCGGCUGGACCUGGUGUGCACUCCACCACCACCUGCACCAUGUCCGCCGCAACGCAUGGCGCAUAUCCCGCCGCCCGAUUGCCUACGCCGUAACCCAAACCUCCCAACAAGGCUUCACUCGCAGGGCUCCAGGGCUCCCAGGCUUCUAGCCCUCUCCCUCGUCUGA